Aspergillus wentii DTO 134E9 is the source of this 601-nucleotide messenger RNA. RefSeq lists its product as uncharacterized. The transcript is spliced from 2 exons. The record is from RefSeq and is a predicted model, not a curated record. The annotation marks the transcript as partial. Lineage: Eukaryota; Fungi; Ascomycota; Eurotiomycetes; Eurotiales; Aspergillaceae.
CGCAGGUACGCUUCUGCCAUUCUCCCAUUGCUAUUUGACGCAUACUAAUGGCCUGCAGAUCACUAUUGCCAAACCUCAGACCAAGUCCGUCAAUUCCAUCGCGUUGAUUCAAUCCAGCACCAUCGGUAAUUCGAUAUUAGAAGACCAGGGACGGAAUAAGGGAGCUUUUGUGAACGGGGCCGCGAGAGUUGCUGGUUGACAACCGAUUCUGAUGAUUCGGGGCGGUGUGUCGGAUUUUUUGUUUUCGAUAUAUGUGCAUGGCUUUGUAUAUAAUUGACUGCGAGCUGCGGGUGAAAUCUGGAUUAUUUGUCGAUGAUUUGGUUGUCAUGUCGCUUGGAAUUGGUGUCGGCUUCGUCGCAUUGGAGAGCUGGAAAGGUGGAAAUCGGAGCAGCGGAAGAGACAGGAAUCGCCGUGGGGAAAUACGAUUGAUGUAACAAGAAAAUCAAAUCCAGCGCCGUCGAGGGGGUGCAGAAUCCAUGGUUCCAUUAAGUAGACUUUGGCUCAGGCACAAACCAAGGAAAAUAGAAGCAAAGUCAAUCGAGCUGACAUCAGGAGAUCGAGCAGAAACGACGCAGAAAACAGGGAACCGACAAAAGAAAAG